Molecule: messenger RNA, 864 nt
Organism: Closterium sp. Naga37s-1
Lineage: Eukaryota; Viridiplantae; Streptophyta; Zygnematophyceae; Desmidiales; Closteriaceae
Source: the annotation of a GenBank genome assembly
AUGGCUUCAUCUCCAGAUUCUAGCAGUACGGUAGAUAGGCGGCAGCGGCCUGUUUCCACCAAUCAGACUAGCGCUUCUGCACGCGCACGGACGUCUCCUCGCCCGAUCUUUCCUCAGCCAGAUGCUCCCGGUAGUGCUUCUACCAGGGAUGAACCGAGCAGUAGCUUGGACCGUCCUCGCCCUACCCUUCCUCGAGUGGUUGUCCCCACGUUCCCGGAGCGGAACCGCCCGCAGGGACAGCAGAAGCGCAACGCCGAUGCUGACCCGCCAUCCCCUCGCCAUCGCAUGACGAAACGCCAGCGCAAGGGAAUCACCGCGAAGGAGAAGCUCCACUGGUUGAAGAUGCAGGACUCGCAGCCCGACCUGUCGAAUCGCGCUCUGGCGAAGCUCGCGAAGGUGCAGCCAUGCCAGAUCCGCGAUUGGAAGAAGAUGAGGGAGCGGCUGGAGGUCUCUUCCAGCUGCCGUCGUCGCCUCAUGGGAGCUGGCCGCAAGUCCAAGUUCCCUUUCAUGGAAAGGGCGGUCUACCGCCAGUUCCUCAAGCACAGGGGGAGGGGGCUUGCCGUUUCGGACAGCAUGCUCCAGAAGUGGAGCGCCAAGUACAUGAAGCACCGGAUGCCCGGGGUCAACUGGCGCGCAUCGUUCCGCUGGGCGACUCUCCCCAUGCCGGCCGAAGAGCUGCAGGCGGCGGCAGAGGAGGCUGACGCCGCUGAGGAGGACGCGGAAGCGGCGGCGGCAGAGGAGGAGGGGGGCGUGCUUGAGGAAGGCGGGGAGGCAGAAGAGCCCAGCGAUGACGAAUGGUGGCGCCCUGGCCGCUUUGACGGGGAAGACUGUGAAGAAUGGCAUGCAGGAGACGAUUCUGAGUAG